This is a messenger RNA of Anastrepha obliqua, 661 nucleotides long. RefSeq names its product mitochondrial import inner membrane translocase subunit Tim13. The transcript is spliced from 3 exons. Bases 130 to 396 code for a protein of 88 amino acids. Lineage: Eukaryota; Metazoa; Arthropoda; Insecta; Diptera; Tephritidae. The record is from RefSeq and is a predicted model, not a curated record.
UUGAUGAAAAAGAUAUCUUGUAGAGUUCUACAACCUACCAUGCUAAGUGCGAUUGCUUCAGUUGUAGGGAAUUCAAUAGAAAUUGUAUUGUAAAUUGUGUGGUAAUUGGUUUUUCUUUUUAUCAGCAAAAUGUCAAGCGUAACUAAUUUAUCAAACAGUGAAAAAGUAGAACUUAUUGAGCAGGUGAAACAACAAAUUGCGGUGGCUAAUGCCCAAGAACUAUUGACGAAAAUGACAGAAAAAUGUUUUAAAAAAUGUAUUAGUAAACCGGGUGUCACAUUGGAUUCCUCGGAGCAGAAAUGCAUUUCGAUGUGCAUGGAUAGAUACAUGGACUCUUGGAAUUUGGUAUCGCGUACAUACAGUAAUCGUCUGCAACGGGAGCAAAGCAAAAUGUAGAAGUGAACCACAGGCAAUAAAAGUGUGCUCUCGCUCCUACAAGUCAUGUUAUAAUAAGUAUGCUUUUCCUAAAAUUUUUGUUUUAUAAACAAGAUUUUUAGACAAAACUUAGCAAGUUGUUAAAGCUAAAAUCUUUUGUAAAAGUCAUGAACUAUGUAUAUAUAUAAUAUGUGGGUGUAAAUCUAAGAUUUUACUGCACAUACAUUGUGCAAAUAUGAAGGACGCAUUAAAAAAUGUACAAAAAAAAAAAAAUAAUGGAAUAAAA